Grus americana (Whooping crane) is the source of this 3980-nucleotide messenger RNA. It is a transcript of the gene TTLL13, whose product is annotated as tubulin tyrosine ligase like 13. Gene Ontology annotation, molecular function: tubulin-glutamic acid ligase activity; tubulin binding. The record is from RefSeq and is a predicted model, not a curated record. Gene Ontology annotation, biological process: protein polyglutamylation; microtubule cytoskeleton organization. Gene Ontology annotation, cellular component: cilium. The coding region runs from base 99 to 3959 and encodes 1286 amino acids. The transcript has 16 exons. NCBI's taxonomy places the organism in Eukaryota, Metazoa, Chordata, Aves, Gruiformes, Gruidae.
UGCGGCGGGCAGCACGGUGCUGCGGGCUGAAAGAAGCGGGAGAAAACGAGGAGUGGACAGUGUAUUGGACGGACUACUCUGUCUCCCUGGAGCGCGUCAUGGAAAUGAAGCGGUUUCAGAAAAUCAACCAUUUUCCAGGCAUGAUAGAGAUCUGCCGUAAGGACUUGUUGGCUCGCAACCUAAACCGCAUGCUCAGGCUCUUCCCCAAGGAGUACAAUAUAUUUCCCCGCACUUGGUGCCUGCCAGCUGACUAUGGGGAUUUCCAGGCCUACAGACGUGCAAGGAAAACCAGAACAUUCAUCUGCAAGCCAGACAGUGGCUGCCAAGGGAGAGGUAUCUUCAUAACACGUAAUCCAGAGGAGAUCAAACAUGGAGAGCGUAUGAUCUGUCAGCAGUAUAUCUCUAAGCCUUUCCUUAUUGAUGGCUUUAAAUUUGACAUGCGUGUCUAUGUGCUGGUCACAUCUUGUGACCCACUGAGGAUUUUUCUCUACAAGGAGGGUCUGGCCCGGUUUGCCACCACGAGGUACAUCGAUCCCAGCAGCAGCAACCUGGUAAAAAAGGAUGAUAUCUGCAUGCAUUUGACCAAUUACGCUAUCAACAAACGUAAUGAAAACUUCGUCCAGGAUGACACGAUGGGCAGUAAGAGGUAUUGUCUUGUGCACGUACCGCGAUGCCCGGUGCACAUCCUGCUGGAAAGCUGCGCUUGGGACACUGGCUUACUUCCGUCUUUCUUGGGGCAAAUGCGGUAUCACAGGUCAGCUCUUACCAUCUCCUGUCCACGCAGGAAACUGUCCACCCUGAAUGCCUGGAUGAUGGAUAACAACUACAACACAACAAAACUCUGGGAAGACAUUGAAGAUAUUGUUAUAAAGACUCUUAUUUCAGCUCACCCUGUUGUGAAGCACAAUUACCAAAGCUGCUUUCCAAACCACACUACCGGCUGUGCCUGCUUUGAGAUACUGGGGUUCGAUAUUUUGCUAGACAGAAAAUUGAAGCCGUGGCUGUUAGAGGUGAACCACUCUCCCAGCUUCACCACGGACUCUCGCCUAGACCGUGAGGUGAAGGAUGCUCUUCUCUGUGAUACCAUCAACCUGAUAAAUGUGCAUGCCUGUAACAAAAGGAAGGUGCUGGAGGAAGACAAACAGCGGGCAAAGGAACGGCUCCUCCAGACCCAUCAGACUCUCCGUGCAUCCAGACGCGAGGAGUUAGAGAGCAGCCAGGCUGCCUGGCUGUCUCAGGCAGAGAAGUACGAGAACUCACACCUGGGCGGUUUCCAGCGCAUUUAUCCAGCAUGUGGAACAGAGAAAUACGAGCCAUUUUUCAAGCAGAGUGGCUCCCUCUUCCAGGAAACGGUGUCAUCCAAAGCACGAGAGGAGUGUGCCAGGUACGCUGCUCCUGCGGAGAACCCCCUCCUCACAGGGGUGGCACAGAGACCACUCGCUUCUGACCCCUUCUUGGGAGCAACUCUGCUGCUCAACCGAUGCAAGCAGCAACUGGAGGAAAUUCGCCUGAAAAAAGAAAAGUUGGAAGCUCUUACCAGGAAGAAGAAAAUGGAGAGGAAAGAAGACCUGCAUGGAGAGUCAGCUGGGGACAAAUCCCAGAUCCGUAAUAAAACCACAGCUCCUACAACCCGCCUCACCUACAGACGCACCAGGAUGUGGGACAGGAAGGUACAGCCCAUGCAGUAUGACUCUAUGCAGCCCCAGGAUAUUGUGGAAGAUGAGGAGAAGAGAAGAGUAAAUGCUCUUCUGCAGCGCGAGAACCUUAUCCGAGGCCUGGGCAUCAUAGAUCGGCUCUCCCAGCUGCUCCCCACAACCAACAGGCCAGCUGACACCCAGAGAUCCUGCACCGUUAUCCCCAAAAGCCAGCCGCAGCUUCUCUGGGAUGCGCUUGGGGGCCAGGACACCCACCACUUAGCGAUGCUCAUCCCACUCUCACUCCCGGGAAGUUCAGUCCGGUGUUCGGGACAGCCGUUCGUACCCAACCCCAGAGCCAACGCUGAGCUGCCAGCUGGACCGGGCUCGGACCCCGCUGCUACGGGCACCCUCUCCGUUCGAGGCCAGAGCAUCCGUUACCGUGAGCAGCACAAGGUGCGGCAGGGCCUCCGGGCGCAGGACGGGGGCUGGCUGCGGGGCCAGGCAGCACGGACGGCAGCGGUUACCCAGCCCUGCGCCGAACUCAAGGGGCUGCAGGUGAGAGGCCAGCGGCUCCCCGGCACCAGAAACAAGGCUGAAGGCUGUGAAGCUGGCAGGCCGUCCUUCCAGACGGGCAGCUGUCACCCGGGGUCCCCAGCCAGCGUGGGGAAAGCGGCAGGCGAUGGCACCUUCAGUUGCGCUGCAGUGCUGGAACUCCCCGUCUCCUCCACGGCCCACAUGCAGCACACACGCACCUCGCACGGUGCCGGUGCCUCGCACACCUGCAGCGUGAAGAGCACAGGUAACGCAGCAGAGGGGACACCCACGCUCAGCCUUCCUCCCGCGGGCGCUUGCCCAAGACCCAUGGCUGCUGGCCGGGGAGGGUUGCCGUGGCCAGGCCCGGGGCCGGUCGCUGCACCCCCUGACUGGAGUCCGGGCUCCAGUGCAGCACGGCCGCCCCGCCGCAGGCAGCUCUGCCUCAGCCAGGCCGCAGGCUGCUGCCCGCACCCCUGCCCGCACCCCUGGGCAGCGGCCCUGCCACCGAGAGGCCGCCCCGCUCCCUGCCCGCCGCGGUCGCCCCCGGCCCCUCGUCCCCCGACCGCCUGCCCGGGACCGGGACACCCGCGGCGGCCGUGCCGGGCAUCCCCGCGGCGCGGGGCCGAGACCCCCCCCGGGCCGCCCCCGCACCUCCCCCGCCGGGCCCGCCCCGCUGCCGGCCCCGCCCGGUUCCCGGUUCCCGGCCAUGGCGGCGCUGCUGCUGCGCGGGCUGCGGGCGGCCGCGCUCCUGGCCGGGAUCCCGCGGCGGGCGGCGGCGGCGUGGCCCGGGGACCCGGAGCCGCCGGACCCGGCGCUGGAGGAGGCCGAGAGGGCGCGGCGGCGGCGGGCGGCGGCGCGGGAGCAGCGGCUGCGGCGGGAGCUGGGCGGGGGGCGCGGCGCCCCCGAGCGCACCCUGACCUGGCAGGCGAUGGAGCAGAUGCGGUUCCUGUGGCAGGAGCUGCCCGAGGAGUGGCCGCUGGAGCGCCUGGCCCAGGGCUUCGGCGUCAGCCCCGACGUGGUGCGGCGGGUGCUGCGGGGCCGGGGCUGCCCCCCGCCGCGCCGCCGCCAGCGGCAGGACGAGAGGGCGCUGAGCGCCGCACCGGCCCCGGCCCCCGGCCGCGAGGUGCGCGCCCCCGACGGCACGCUGCUGUACCGGCUGCCGCGGGGCUGGGGCGGGCCGGGGCCCGGCGCGCAAUAAACGGCUGGAGGGGACCCGCCUCCGCCCGCGCUGCUUCCGCCGCGCCGGCCAUGGGCUCCGAGGCGGCGCUGCUGCUGGAGGCGGCGGACUUCGCGGCCAGGAAGCACAAGGAGCAGCGGCGGAAGGACCCCGAGGGCACCCCCUUCAUCAACCACCCCAUCGGCGUCGCCAGGAUCUUGGCCCACGAGGCCGGCGUGACGGACAUCGUGGUGCUGCAGGCCGCCCUCCUGCACGACACGGUGGAGGACACGGACACCACCUUCUCGGAGAUCGAGGAGCGGUUCGGGGAGGAGGUGAGACGCGUCGUGGAGGAGGUGACGGAUGACAAGACGCUGCCCAAGAUGGAGCGGAAGCGCCUGCAGGUCGAACACGCGCCCGGCAGCAGCCCCCGCGCCAAGCUGGUCAAGCUGGCCGACAAGCUGUACAACCUGCGGGACCUGAACCGCUGCACCCCGGAAGGGUGGUCGUCGGAGCGCGUGCAGGAGUACUUCCGGUGGGCGGCGCAGGUGGUGGCCGGUCUGCGCGGGACGAGCCCGCCGCUGGAGGAGGCGCUGCAGCGGCUCUUCGAGGAGCGGGGCCUGGCCCUGUGACCGCCGGAACCGCCACGGCCG